Linum tenue is the source of this 2448-nucleotide messenger RNA. The record is from the annotation of a GenBank genome assembly. NCBI's taxonomy places the organism in Eukaryota, Viridiplantae, Streptophyta, Magnoliopsida, Malpighiales, Linaceae.
UCAACAACAAUAAAAAUUCUAUGUUUCUGAAGAAACAAUCUUAAAAUUUUCUACUUCCUUUCACUUCUUUGAUCUUUGCCCUCUAUUUUUUCCCCUUUCCCCACUUGGCUGCCAAGGUUGAUUACAUGCAAAAUUAAAGGAAUUCAAAAUUCGUGUUGUCGUCUCUUAUUCAUUCGGUUUUGUGGGGUCAACUUAUAAAUGAGAAAAGAUCUACUAUCAUCGUCGGAAUUGUCCAAUUUUGUGAGAUUUUUGGUUCUUUCCUGGCCUACAAUUGGUUGUAGCUUGAUUUAUACUACUCGGUCUUCAUCACCUUCGCCAGAGUUUGUUCUAUUGAUGAUCGGAUCACCGCCAUCGCCAGAGUAGUUGUAUAUAAAUAUACACAUCUCCCAAUAAUAAUCGCCAAUCAGUGUUCGUUUCAUCUUCCCCACAAAGACGUCGAUACCGAGAUCAAUUGUGAGUUGUUCCCAUCAUGGAACCCUCCAACAACCAUGGAAUCAUCGAAGCCCAUUAUCAGGAGAGUAUCCAUGAAGAAACAGGGCAUGUUGUUACUACAACUAACACAACAACUACCAUUCAAAACGAUGAUGAGCAUAUCGCUCCAAACGUUGCCAAGGGAAAAGGUGGUUGGGUAGCGGCAAUGUUAUUGCUAGCAAAUCAAGGGCUAGCGACACUAGCGUUCUUUGGGGUAGGGGUGAACCUGGUUUUAUUCUUAGCUAGAGUGUUGGGGAGAAGCAAUGCAGAUGCGGCUAACGAUGUAAGCAUUUGGACUGGAACUGUCUACCUAUUCUCACUCGUUGGUGCCUUUCUCAGUGACUCUUAUUGGGGCCGGUUUCUCACCUGUGGCAUCUUCCAAUGCGUUUUUGUGGUGGGGUUGGUGCUUAUCUCAGUGGCAUCAGGAGUGUACCUGAUAAAGCCAAAGAACUGCGGUGAUGGGUUCCUAGAAUGCCAACCGGCAACCAACGCCGGCGCCCUAAUCUUCUAUCUGGCCAUUUACCUUGUAGCCUUAGGCUACGGCGGGCACCAGCCUACACUGGCCACAUUUGGGGCCGACCAAUUCGACGAGACAUCUCCUAAACAGUUGGAUGCCAAGGCCGCAUUCUUCUGCUACUUCUACUUCGCGCUCAACUCUGGGUCCCUAAUUUCCAACACCGUCCUCGUUUACUAUGAGGACACCGGGAAAUGGACCAUAGGAUUCAUUGCAUCGCUUGCCUCCGCCGUCUUAGCCCUCGCGCUAUACCUCGGAGGCACACCGUAUUACCGCUACAUCAAGCCCUGCGGAAACCCGCUGCCACGUGUCGCGCAGGUGUUCAUCGCGUCAUUCAGAAAGCGAAAGGUCGUGCCGCCAUCGAAUCCCGAUGAUCUAUAUGAGGUUGAAGGUGCAAAGUCGGCUAUCAAAGGCAGCCGCAAGAUCCUUCAUAGCAAUCAAAUAUCGUUCUUGGACAAGGCGGCCACGAUCACAGACGCUGACCAAAAAUCAGAUCCACACCCAUGGCGUCUCUGCACCGUGACACAAGUAGAGGAAGCCAAAUGUGUGUUGAAAAUGCUACCCAUUUGGCUUUGCACCAUCGCCUACUCCGUAGUCUUCACCCAAAUGGCCUCCCUCUUUGUCGAACAAGGAGACGUGAUGAACACCAAGAUUGGCAACUUCCGCCUUCCAGCGGCAAGCAUGUCGGCAUUCGACAUAUGCUCUGUCUUAGUCUGCACCGGAAUCUACCGUCAGGUCCUCGUCCCUGUAGCCAUGAAGCUUAGUGGCAACCCAAAGGGCCUAACCGAGCUCCAGCGUAUGGGCAUCGGGCUCGUCAUCGGAACGUUAGCCAUGGUUGCCGCCGCGCUCACCGAGAUAUGGAGGAAGAGGUACGUCAUCCCAGGAGAGAAAGUGAGCGAUCUGAGCGUGUUCUGGCAGAUCCCGCAGUAUGCUCUAGUGGGCGCGUCAGAGGUUUUCAUGUACGUCGGACAAUUGGAGUUUUUCAAUGGGCAAGCCCCCGAUGGGAUCAAGAGCUUCGGGAGCUCGCUCUGCAUGGCUUCCAUUUCGUUCGGGAACUACGUCAGCAGCUUAAUGGUGAAGAUGGUGAUGCUCUUGACUGCGAGAGGGCAAAAUCCUGGGUGGAUACCUGCAGAGGAUCUGAAUGCGGGUCACAUGGAUCUAUGGUUCCUCUCUGUUGCUGCGGUGACGGUCGUGGACUUCGGGAUUUAUUUGUUUUUUGCCAUAACGUACAAACCAAUCUCUCUUGACUAUUGUCAUAAAGAGGUGGAGAUUGUGCGAGAAGAUGAUGAUCGAGCAGUAGCAACUGAUGAUGUUGAUCACCAACAAGUGGUGGUUGGUAGAGUAUGAAAUUUCUGUCAACUCGUCUUUUUUUUUUUGGGUAAAUAACGAGGCUAAACGGAUAUUUUGUAACCAAGUCUUUUCCGAUUAAGAAAUUGUCCUCUUUGAGUCUAGACUCGCAUGGU